Molecule: messenger RNA, 1399 nt
Organism: Micropterus salmoides (largemouth bass)
Lineage: Eukaryota; Metazoa; Chordata; Actinopteri; Centrarchiformes; Centrarchidae
Product: nicotinamide/nicotinic acid mononucleotide adenylyltransferase 1-like
Exons: 4
Coding region: 280-1104 (274 amino acids)
Biological process (GO): NAD+ biosynthetic process
Molecular function (GO): nicotinamide-nucleotide adenylyltransferase activity; nicotinate-nucleotide adenylyltransferase activity
Source: RefSeq, a predicted model, not a curated record
CCGAGCUCAGCUUUGAGUUCAUGUUUUGUCUGCUUGAGCAUCCUGUACGUUCAUGGCGCAAGCUCGCGUUGACUACAGACAAAGCUAAGUUAACAGUCGCUACUGGUUGACAGCGCUAAUCUUAAAUUAAGCUAACAAAACAUACAACAUUAGUUAGUUGACCCCAGAGGUACGAGAGCCAGAGGGAUUUUUGAUAUAUGAUCCUCCAACAUAAUUACCAGUGUUUGUUUUGUUCCUCAUAUUUGCUGUUUUAGUGCGAACCCUGCCCCAGUUUGAGACAUGGAGGGUCAAAAUGAAACCAAAGUGGUCUUGCUGGCCUGCGGGUCAUUCAAUCCGAUCACCAACAUGCACCUGAGGAUGUUUGAACUGGCUCGAGACUAUCUGGAAGACACAGGUCAGUACAAGGUGGUGAAAGGCAUCAUAUCUCCAGUUGGUGAUGGCUAUAAAAAGAAAGGAUUGAUUGAGGCUUGCCACCGUCUGGAGAUGACCAGACUGGCCACAGAGAACUCGGACUGGAUCACAGUAGACUCCUGGGAGAGCUUGCAGCCGGAGUGGGUGGAGACAGCUAAAGUUGUUCGUCAUCACUAUAAUGAAGCACUAGCAGCAGAGCAGAACAAUGAUCAUGUGGACACGGUCAAGUACGCAAAAAAGAGACGUAUGGUGGAGGAGAGUUAUUUUGAGGAGUCAUCUCAUCACAAAAGGAGAGACAGCCCCCAGCUAAUGUUGCUAUGUGGGGCUGAUGUCCUGGAGUCCUUUGGGAUCCCCAACCUGUGGAAGCAGGAGGAUAUUGCUGAGAUUUUGGGCCACGGUUUGGUUUGCAUCACCCGCAGUGGCAACGACCCCCACAAGUUCAUCCACCAGUCGGACAUGCUGUGGGAGUAUCGCAAGAACAUCCACCUGGUCCACGAAUGGGUGACCAAUGACAUCUCAGCCACUCACGUGCGCCGGGCACUGCGUCGAGGCCGGACCGUCAGGUACCUGCUGCCGGACGGCGUGAUUCGUUACAUACAGGAGCACAGCCUCUACAGUGCUGAGAGCGAGAAGAAAAAUGCCGACGUGGUUCUAGAGCCUCUUCAGAGAAACUUGGGUGCCUCCUCGAGCUGAGAAAGUUUACUGCUACAGCUGCAGAAACAAAGUGCAAGCUGUCUACACUAAGUGCUGUGGGUUUACUGUGAAUUUAAAACACAUCAGACACAAUCUAGAGAGUUUAUUUAAACUUCCACCAGUGCCUGUUUAUAUGAAGUAGUAUUUUCCAAAAAACAGGUAUGUUUUUUUUAAGAAGAUAAACCUGCAUAGACUUUUCUGAGUGAAAUGAGUAACAGUUUCAUAUUAGGUUUUGUGUAUGUGUGUGGAAAAGUACACCUUUCAAAAACAAUAAAUGAGCAACAUUUCAAUUGUC